Molecule: messenger RNA, 1256 nt
Organism: Paralichthys olivaceus (Japanese flounder)
Lineage: Eukaryota; Metazoa; Chordata; Actinopteri; Pleuronectiformes; Paralichthyidae
Source: RefSeq, a predicted model, not a curated record
UGUGUGUGUGUGUGUAGGACCCGAGCAAAAUCCCAGGCUGGUUGAAAAUCAUCAAGAACUAUUAUCCAGAUUUCAUUAUCUGCAAUCCUGAGAAAGCGCCUGUCUGGGAGAUCACAGGCGCCGAGUUCUCGAAGUCAGAAAUGCACACCGCGGACGGCAUCUCCAUCCGCUUCCCCCGCAUGACGCGCAUCCGCGAUGACAAGGACUGGAAGAGCGCCACCAACUUGCACCAGCUCAAAGAGCUGUUCCGCAUAUCUAAAGAGAACUGCGACUUCAAAGUGACAGCCGGACCGUCCAGCGACGACAAGGGCUCAUCAGGAGGAGACAGCGGAGGAAGCUCCCCGUCGCCCUCGUCCCACAGAGGCGGCGCUCCUCCUCCUCCUCCUCCCAAGAGGCCCAGCGGCAGCAGCAGCGCCACACCCAAACCGAAGGUGGUGAAAUCUCAGCCCCGCACCCCGAGCUCAGAGGCACCUGCUGCCAAGAAGGUGAAGAAGAGCGACGACGUCCACAGCAACGGACAAAGCAAAACAAAGACGACCUCUCAACUGCUGCAGCCGAGGGACGACAAGACGCUGCUGGACAUCUUCAGCGGCGUGAAGCUCUUCCUGCCCGUCUCCGUGCAGGACUUCGACAAACUCAGGCGCUACUUCGUGGCGUACGACGGGGACAUCGUGCAGGACUACGACACCUCCUCCGCCACGCACACUCUGGCCGAGCCCGAGGAGAACAGCCAGGCCCAGAGAGUCUCCCCCAGCUGGAUCUGGGAGUGUAUCCGCAAGAGGCGCGUCGUACCUCCCUGUUAAUGAUAAACAACGAAAAACAUUUUUUUACACUGUGUUUACAGGCACUGCUCAUCAGUGCAGCUUCAAUCCGUUAAACCACAUGGACAAGAAUUUGUAUUUAUUCUUUUAAAGCCUUUGUGGUUUGUAAACUUCAAACCAGCCGGGGCCACGAACGCAAACAUUUACUUUGGGAGUUUUACUUUCUGCUGAUUCCAGGUUAUUGGAAAAUUAUGAAUGUUGGUGAUAGACGUAGUUUUUAUAACAUUUCACUCAGACAAAGGUUACAGCCGCCGCACAGAAGAUCACGGAAUGCAAUUUAAAAAGGUCACGACACAGAUCAUAGCUGAAUUAACACCAUGGGAUUAAUCAGUAGCACGCUGCUGUUGUUGUUGUUGUUUUUUUUACAGCCAGAAACCACAGCUCGUGUGAAGAGCAACAUUUUCAGAAUAAACGAGAUGCUGAUAACAUCAAGAA